Limulus polyphemus (Atlantic horseshoe crab) is the source of this 9733-nucleotide messenger RNA. Its product is annotated as lysophospholipid acyltransferase 1-like. Gene Ontology annotation, biological process: lipid modification. The coding region runs from base 65 to 1582 and encodes 505 amino acids. The record is from RefSeq and is a predicted model, not a curated record. Gene Ontology annotation, molecular function: acyltransferase activity. Gene Ontology annotation, cellular component: membrane. NCBI's taxonomy places the organism in Eukaryota, Metazoa, Arthropoda, Merostomata, Xiphosura, Limulidae. The transcript is spliced from 13 exons.
UUUCAUAUAUCUUCGUCUUUUGGUGUCACAGGUACUAGUACAAAUUGUAUUAGUUACGAAAAUUAUGGCGAGUGGAAGAGAAUUUUACGCAGGUUCGCGAACUUUCGAAUGGUUAGCUUUGAUUGUAGGCCUUCCGAUUGAUCAAUUUAACUUCCUCAUAUGUCAGUUUAUAGCCUUGCUGCUUGCCAUUGUUUACAAAAAAAUACUUCCACCUAAUAAAGUAACACCUGAAAUUCGACAUACAGUUGCUUUAAUGAUGGGAAUUGUACUUGGGUAUUUUUGUUUUGGGCACCAAAUCAGCCACUUGUGUGUCUUGGGUACGUUGUCCUACAUUAUAAUGAACAAUGUAAAUCCACAAAUUAUGCACAGAGGAGUGUUAUUUGUUGCUCUACUCUACCUCUCCUCUCUUCACCUACUUCGAUUGACUUAUGACUAUGGUGGUUGGACACUAGAUAUCACAGGACCUGUCAUGAUUGCAACUCAGAAAGUUAGCAGUGUGGCAUUUAGUCUUCAUGAUGGAUUAGCAAGGCCAGAAGAAAAACUUAGUCUGGACCAAAAGCGAUAUGCUCUUAGACAAAGUCCAUCAAUGCUGGAGUUCUUCAGUUACAUAUUUCACUUUCAAGCUCUUAUGUGUGGCCCUUUAAUGUUUUACAAAGACUACAUUGAAUUUAUUGAAGGAAAGCCUUACAACAGAGUCAAGCACCCUCAGAACAAGCUGGUAGAUGAAAUAACUAAACAACUGGUCUACCAGGGUCCUCCAAUGGAACAGGUAAUGCAGAAAGUAGCAGUUAGCAUUUUCUUUGCUCUCUUCCUGAUGAUUGUUGUUCCACAUUUUCCUAUUACAUACUUGACAGAAGACAAGUUUUUAAGUGAAACACCAUGGCAUGCACAAAUGUUAUACAUCCUAGUUGCAACAUCAGUAGUAAGAAGCAAAUAUUAUCAUGCUUGGCUUUUAGGAGAAGCAGUUUGCAAUGCAGCAGGGCAAGGAUUCAGUGGGUUUUCCAGUGAUAAUCAGCCGAAGUGGGAUUUACUAUCUAAUGUUGACAUUGUGAGGUUUGAGCUGUCAGUGAACUUCAGAGAAUCCCUUGAAACAUGGAACAAAACAACGCAGAAUUGGUUAAAAAUGAUUGCUUAUGAUAGGGCAGCCAGACAUAAAACACUGGUAACCUACAUCCUUUCAGCCAUCUGGCAUGGUUUUUAUCCAGGGUACUACUUCACUUUUCUUGGUGGAGCUCUACUUACUAUGGCAGCUCGUUCUGUGCGACGAAGUGUACGUCCAUAUUUUCAAACCAGUAGGCCAAUGGCAGUGUUUUAUGACAUCCUUUCUUGUCUGGCUACACGAGUGGCCUUAGCCUACAUAGUGUUUCCUUUUAUCCUCUUGGAAUCAAUGGCCUCUCUCAAGGUUUAUUGGAAUUUCUAUUUCUCAGGACACAUAAUAGCUCUCUUAGCCAUAUUUGUACUACCCGUAGUUUUGCCACCGCCAAAGAAAUCUGGCAAAAGUUCUUCAGCUGAAAAUGACAAGCUCAUCCCAUCAGCCUCAGAUAUCAGUGAAUUUCUACAACCACCUACAUCAUGCAGUUGAUCAGAUAUAUUGUCCCAGGUUUCACAUCUGUAUCUUUUUACAUGCAUAUAUGUGCAACUGUUUAGGGAAUACAUAAAGCCAUUUGUGCAAGCUGUAGAAAGAUAACAGUUAGAAGGUCGUGCCAUUGGUCAAAAUAUUAAAUUCCUUGAUUUUUAUUUUCACUGUUGUGUUUAUCAGUGGAGAUAUCUUGUGUAUUAUUUGACAUUUGCUGAUGUAGAAUUUAAAUUUUUUUUUAAUUAUGAACUUGACACCUAUCAAAAAACUAGAAUGUUAACUUAUAGUUGUCCAGUAAGCCUAUUUUGGACAAACUAUUCAUGUUUAUGUCUUAAACAGGAAUUUGUGAGUUUAUCAAGAGUGCAUUAAUACAUACUUGUAUGCUUUUUAUAUGGGUAACAUAAAUUACUGAUACUUCCUGAGUUCAUACCAGUUUAGGUUGUUUCUUAAAUAUAAAAUCUUAAUGAGAUUUUAUUUACUUUAAUUAGUUACUAAAUGUAAUUAAUAUUUAUGUAUUUUAAUCUGUGUAAAAUAAUUGAAAAAAAAUUUAAUUUUGUUCAAUAUUCUAUCAAUAUUAGUUGAUAGCACAAAAUUAUCUAUAUGAAAAGAUGUUAAUUAUUUCGCUGUUUUGUGUUAUCUGAUUACUUUAGGUAUAUCUGUGAUUAUGGGAUUAUGAUUUCAUUGUCAUAAUCUGUUAUUUUUAUUAAUUUAUGUUUAAAUUGCUGGUAAUCAACAGUAAUUGAAAAAAUAUGAUUUUAUAAAAGCACAUUUUUUGUAUAUCAAUUUAGAAAUUCUAUACUUUGUUAAACUUGAAUACUAGUAAGUAUAAGUAGCAACUAAUUAGAUUUCAUAUUUUGGACAUUUUGGUUUGUAAAAACAAGUAUGUUUUAAUUUGGUUAUUUAGCUAUAGGUAUGGUUGUUAUUAAUUCAUUUUUACACAUUGGGAAGUGUGAUGCUAAAUGAAUCAAAUUUCUUGUUCUUGUGAGUCUUCUUUUUUGCUACUUUUUUUUUUUUGCCAAAUUUUGUAUAAAAAACAUUUUAGGUUUUAGCAGUAUCUUCUUUGAGACUACCUGAUUGGACAGUGUUAGGAUUUAAAAUAUUGGAUAACUAAGAAAAUUUAUUUUGUCUUUUUGACCAUAGAUAUAUUAUUAAAACUAUGCUUUCAUAUUUAAUGAAAAAAUUAUAUAAACAAUAAGGAAACAUUUUUAAGUUAGUUUCAGCUUAAGGGUAUUUUUAACAUGAACCAAAAUUUCUUCAAAGCUUCAUUUAACUACAUGUGUGUAAUUUGAGUAUUGCCUUAAAACAGAAUUAUUUUAAUAACUGAUCCUGAAACGUAGGUUAGAGGAAAAUAUAACUCUUUUAAUCACAGUACAGGUGCAAGGAAGACAGCAUCAUAAAAAGUAGUUUCAAGAAAAGAAGGCCUGUGAAAACAGUAAUCAGCCUGUGUGGUUUAUUUUACAUAGCAAGGUUAUUGUUUGUUAAGUCUUAUUGAUGAGUAGUCUACAAGGUUUUACUGAAAUAUAAUUUAAUUUUAAAAGAAAGUAGGUGGGCUAUAACUUCAGUAAUUUAGAUAAAGAAGAAAGCAAUAUAAUGAACUUUUAUAAAAAGGGUUACAGUAUGGUUGAUCACUGUAACCCUGGAUUAAAAAAAGCUAAGAAAAGGAUGUGUAUAAUUUAACUUCCAUUUUUUAUGGCAUAAAAAGAACAGUAGUAUGUUUCUUUUACAAAUGUUGACUAGAAAUAUUAGGAGCAGGAGUUGGCCCUGGGGUAGAGCUCUGACUUUUAGAGCUGGGUAUGAUACUACAAAACAUUCCUUAAAUUUAAGUUGUGGAUAUAUUACAAGAGUGACAGUCAGUCCUUUAUUAUGGUGGGUGGUAGGGUGCAUCUAACUGGCUGCCAUCCCUCUGGUCAGUAGUAUAAAAUUAGGGAUGGUGAGCCUUGGUAGCCUUGCCAUAAAUAAAUAACAAACAGAAGUAUUAGAUAAUAAACAUUCUAUAUUAAUAUACUGUUACUUGUUUUGCAGUGUUCUUUUCUCCUCUGGUUUGUCUAUGACAUUUCUAAAUUGUAUUUGAUCAUUAGGGUAAAUUUUAUUCAUCUGUUUGGAAAAACAAAUAAUGACAAAAGUGUUUACUUGAAUUUUUUUCAAAUAUUCAAUUAAUAUAAAAUUACAUUUUUUCAUUGAUGUAAUCUGAGUUUUAGGUGUGCAACAAAAGAAAUGGGUUUGUGGCUAAGAUUCUUUUAAAUAAUAACUUAGAUGUUUUGUUUUUUUUGCCUUGAUCUUUCUUUGAAAAGCACAUUUUCUACCCUUUUUUGAUGUGUAAUAAGAAAUGACCAUCUAUUAGUUCUUACAGUCCACAAAGUUACCUCUGAAAAUUAGUUUUAUACGUGAUAUAUGUUACCAUAUAGUUGCUACAUAUUUACUAACAUAUUUGAAUUUAACAAAAGGAAUUUAUUAAGUUUGAUUGUUUUUUGAUUAGGUAAUAGUCUUUUUUUUUUUUCAAAUGAAAAAUAUAUGCUUUUUUUUUAUUUUGGUGCCAAAGAAAAGUUCAUUAUGAAUAAUGCAACUAUUAGAAUAUUAAAAUAAACUUCACAGUAUUUCAUAAGUUUAUCUAGUUUAUAUGUUUUCCGGAAUGGUACUGAUUAUCAUAAUUUUAUAAUCUUAAAUUCUUUGAUUGGGCUUUGUUUUAAAGGAUGUAGUAGAGGGCCACUAUUUUUCUAGUAACAAUCAACAUUGCUACAUCAUUUGUAACUUGUAUAUGUAUACUAAAUUUGAAUAGAAGAUAGAAAAAAUUUAUGUAUAAGCCUGAUUGUAUUUAAAGAUUAUUUAUAAAUUUUUAUUUUGCAUGUUUUAGUUAAUCUUUUUAUGGAAUUAAACAAACAAUAGCUGCUAUUCUGAAAUGCCUUGAUUAUGCAAUAAAACUGUAUAUCAUUUAGCUUUGACCUUUAAUUAGUUUUAAAAUUAAUUUAUAAUAAAGAAAGCAUUUUAGAAAAUGUACUUUACUUGGGCAUCAUUGUGAAUUUUUAAUGUUUUCUUCAGCCAUUAACUCUUAAUAAUUUAUUACAAACAUCUAUUUCCAAGCCUGAAUCUGAUAAAUGAUCACACAAGUAGCAAAUGUUGUAAGACUUUACCUGAAAAUACCUUUUUAUCAAGGCAGAUCUAACAUUUUCUGUACAAAAUUUAGGACAUUGUUAAAGAUGUCAAAUCACUGUCAUGUUCAUGUUGUGUACAGAAAGGUUUUAUUCUGUGAUAUCUUAAAAUGAAAAAUGGAUUAUUACUGAAAGAAAGAUAUUUUAAAGGGGUUUUUUUUUGGACUAGUUUAUUAGGUCUAAUUUUUUUUAAUUGCUUUAUUAAAUCAUUUUGAUGUGGUUAUUUACUAUUAUUUUCUCAGUAUAAAGAAUUAGAAACUGUAUGUGCAUGUUUCACAUGAAGUUGUAAGCUUAACAUUAUGCAUUAUAAUAAUAGUUAAUUGUGUCAUAUUUAUCUGAGGCAUGUGGUUUCUAGAAAUUCUAUGUUAGCUAUAGGGGGGAUAAGGACUAUGAACCAGUGGAGUUUUCUUUGUCUUUGAACAAUUUAUAGACAGCUAUACACAUUCAGAGUACAGUUAUGAAAGACAUUUUUAACUCGAGUUUUUGACUUACAGACUUAAAGAAACAUUUUGUUAUUUUUUUCUUACUGGAGGCUAAGUUUAUGCACGAGUCUCUUGUGUCACAUUUUUCUGUAUUAUCUUUUCUUCUUUAUUAAUGUAUUCUUAUGUUUUGGAGUAAAAAAUGUGGGAUUGUGUGAAUGUUCCUGAGAAUUUUAUGGAGGAAAAUGCUAAUAUAAAUUUAUUUUUAUACUUUAGGUUAAGCAAGUUAUUAAUUUUUUGUUUUCAUAUUAAAUAUGAGAAAUAGAAAAAUCUUGUGUGUGUAUAUAUAUAUGAGAAGAAAGUAUGCUUUAAGAAAGCAAGACACUACUGAUUAUAUCAGUAAUACAUAUUUUGAUUGCAAAUAAGAUCAUGUUGGUUAGAACAGGAUUUUACAGUAUUGAAUACAGGAUAUAGUUCUUGCUGGUUACAGCAGGAAUUUACAUUCUUAGAUUUGAGACACUGAAUAAAAGUAAAAUAUUGAUUAUAUAAAAAAACGAUUACUAGAAUGUUUUGCUAUGUUUAUUUCCACAUUUAUUUUUAAUUCAGUAUUUAGACAAUACAGAAUUUAGGUUAUUACCUUAGUUGAAAGGUGUUACGUUAUCCUUUUAGUGUUACAUUUAAGCUAUUUCUCACCAAUUUUUAUCUAAAAGUUUGUUCUCCUUCAGUUCAGAAUCAACAACUGGAAAUAAAUCUAAGAUUUACUUAUGUGCUGUAUUAUAGAAAAUUAGAUUUUUUAACCAUAAAAAGUAUUUAGAAUUUAAUUUUUAAAGUGAAAUGAUUUUUUAAAUUGUAAUUUUAUCCAUAAAACAGGACCUUAAAAUUUGGUUCUCUAAAGCAAAAGAAAUUAUACAAUACAUAGCUCCAUUUAGAUAACAACCAUGGAACAUUCUACAGUUUGUAAAAUUUGAAACUUUACCAUACCUGUAGAAAAGUCUUAAUACUUAUUCAUACAUUACCUCAAAGCAUUAAAAAAAUUAUCGGGUUCAAUAAAUAUUGUAUUUGAAGUGCAGUUUUUUAUUAGAAAGCUCGUACUCUUAAAUAUUGAACUGAAGAAAAUGUUUUUCUACCAAGAGUUACAAAUAUUACUUUAAUGAAUUAAAAUGCUUGGACAUACACUACUUAUUUCACUGUUAAAGAAAAUUUUUAUUUUACAGUAUUUUAAUUGUAGAUCUGUUUGUGAAAAAUAUUAAGGAUUUUUUUAAGUACCUACAUCGUAGUCAUGCUCAUUCAACAGUAUUAGUUUAGAUGGUGAAAUUAUUUAAGGCUUAUAAGUAUUUGAGAAAUAUACUUAGAUAAAUAAACGUAUUAAUUGAUCUUAGUUGAUAGUUGUAGUAGAAAAUGUGUAAUAGUACAAAUAUUUUAUCUUAAUAGUUUGUUAAUGAUAAUUUUACAAAUACAUUUAAUCCUUAUUUCACUAGCCCUUGCAUGGAAAAGAUCAAGAUUGUGUAUCUAGUCUCAAAAAUCAAUUUUUUUUUUUCAAGUUGUAGGUAUUAAGUACAUAUAUUUAGUUAUAGGAUAAUACUAUCAUAUGUAGUGCAGUUAGUUAUGUAAAAUAUUUCACAAUUAUAUCAUAAUAUAAGGUAACUACUAAGUCAUUUUACUAAAAUACCAAAAAAUUAUUUUACCUCAAUAAAUUAGCAGUUACUCAUUUAAUUGAUUUCAUGCAUUGUUUGAGAUGUUUGUUAUUGCAUCACAAAAUGACAGUUAACGAAGAUUGCAUUGAAUGUACGUAAAUUCUUUUGGUUCAAAGUGGCAUUUAGUUUCAAAAUAAUUUAGAUUGCCUGAUGAUAUUUCAAGGAGCAGUGGCAUUAUCAUAUCUGUUCUCUGUCAUUUUGAAAUACAGGGCUGCUUAUGUUUAUGAGAAUAAUUCACACCAGUUUGAAUGAGAGUAAUUCAUACCAGUAUGAAUCUCUCAGCAUAGAUUUUUUUUCAGGUGAAAUAUAAAUAUGUAGAUAGGAAGCAGACAUUUUAUAGAGAAUUAAGAUAUUUUGUUUCCAGAUAUGGAGUACUUGUACAAAAGAAAAAAAUUAUGUUUUGCCAAUUGUACUUUAUCUUAGGCAUAUUUGGAGAUUGCAACAUAGUAGAUCAGCUAACAAAAAAAUUUCUCAACUGUUGUAAUGAUACUAAAAUAUGUGAUUAAUUAAAUAUUGCUAAUUUUAUCAAUCUACUUUUAAUUUAUAAUAAACUUUGUCAUAGUAUAAAGAAAAUUUUUAAAAUCUCCAUUUUUUACUUAAUGCUAAAUCUUCUCCUGCUAUCAGCAUGUAUGCUAAUUUUAAUAAUUUAGGACAUUUUCUAGUGAUGGAAGAUUUCCUGAUCCAUUAUAAUAUCACACUAUCUGAUGUAAUCCAAUCUGAUAUUAAUUUUGUGAUUAAUCAGAUAAUCAGUAUUUCCAUCUGUGGAUUAUCUUACAAUAUUAUGCAGGAAUGAUGCUACUUGCAUGUGCAUCACACAUAAUAGGUAUUGCACCAUCUAGCUCACUGGUGCUUUCUUCUAGCUUCUAUGUUAGUAACAUUUUCCUUGGUAAUAAAGAGAGGAAGUCCUCUUAGCUGAAAUAUAUAUAGUUGUUGUGUUACCACUGUAUGCCACAGGUGGUCAUGGUAGCGGCAAUGACAACAACAGUAAGCACAAUCCAAACAACAGUUUUAGCAGGGGAUUUGGAGCACAAAGCAGUCAUGUUCCACAUUCUGUUAAAGGACCUGCAAUGACCACUCACUCAUGCAGAACUGUAUAUCCUUAUUAAACUUUCAAAAUGAAACAAUGAAAUACUGAGGGUAAAACUGUACUACAACGAAGUGGUAGCUCACAUUUAUGAUCCAUUUGCAGUAUGUAUGGCCACAUCUACUACCUGAUCCAUAAAUAUAUAAAUCAGAUUGUAUGUGAGGAGCUAGAUACCCAAAACCUGAUAUCCAGUCAAAAAUACUAGUUGUCUCAUUGCAAGUUUCAAGUAAGUAAUAUUAAAAUUUACUGUCAUCUGUAUCUGAGAUAUUCUUUUGAUGACUGCUCGAUGACCGUAACAUUGAAGUUAUCUGAAUAUCAAGUUUCUUCUGAUGAUGUUAGUUGUCAUGUUACUUAUUAGUAGUGCAGUUUCGCUAAACAGACAGUUAUGUUUAAUUUCCAGUUAAAGUUUAUUAUUCAAUUUGAUGUCUGUACUUUUGGCUUUUAGUAUCUAAUUGUAAGAUUUUUUUUGAUUUUUUUAUUUUAAUGCUUAUUUUAAUUUGAAAUGUUUAGUAAAUACAAAGAAAAAAAUAUAGAGAGAUAAAGAUGUGUAGAUGUUACCACUUCACUCUACUAGAGCAUGCUGGAACUGAAGAGUAAGUAACUAAAAAUGCACUGAUUUCUCACAUUUGAUUAGAAAUACAUGAUUAUUUAGACACAGAUUAUUUGUUGAUACUAAUAUAAUGUGGUUUCAGUAGUCAAAUAUUUUCUCCCAGGAUUACGUAUUUGUAACAUUUAAAACAUGGAACAGAUUUGCCAUGCUAUAUAAGCACGUUUAUGUCCCAUUGUUUUACGUGUAUUGCAUAAUAAUGGCAAGCAAUCCAUGCUUUACUUUCAGUAUAAUCUGAAUUGCCAAAUAUUCCUCUCUAUUUUCAUUUGUAGGAUGAAUAAAAUUGUGUAUAUAGGGAAUUUUCAUAUGCAAUAUGUUUAAAAUAAAGUAAAACAGCAAUUCAGGGUCUUUAAUAUUCAUUGUUUAUACAUGAUAUUUGUUGUACCAUUUUGGUUUUUCAGUUCUGAAUUAAUUUAGAGUGAAUUGCUAUAUCUCAUUCUUAGAUGUGUUGUUACUUGCUUAUCAGAAUUAUAUGUUUAACAUUUAAGUGCAUUAGCAUUGUCUUAUAUAUUUUCUAUGAGCUCUCAUUUAUAGCAAUCCCUUUGACACAUUAUUGGGUAGUUUGAAUAGACCAUACUUUUCAAAAUUUUCACAUAUGUAUAUAUAUCCAUAACAGUGACAUACCUUACAACUUAUUAAAUCUCAAACAUCAUAGGGCAAGUUGCUAAAAAAUACUGACUAGCACUUUAAUAGAGGACUAGGCUGUACCUAAAAAAAAAUCUUAGUUGUGCUCAAAUCGAGUUUAUCUUGCAUUAUUGCCAAAGUAAUUAGUGCUUCGGUGUUAUUUUUCAAUGAUAGGAAAUGUAUUGUAAACUGAUAUUUUUUGAAUCAUCUGUAACUGUAUGUGUGCAUCAACAUCACAAGUAUUGUUAACAACCAAAGGAAGUUGACAGAAGUUAUAAUAAGUUACUACAAUUUUAACUUCCACCUAUAAAACAUGGUAAAUAAAUAACCUUAAAGUUUAACAUGUGAAGGAUGCUUAGCAGUAUUAUGAUGAGCUUCCUUCCUCAUAACUACUGUGUCUAAUCAGCUGCCAAGAAUGUAUUAAAUUUCAUAUUCCUAUUUUCAAUGAUUCUCAAUAAUAGGAACAUAAAUGAUGAACUGGUACUAAUUUAGUUGAUAGUGUUCAAUUAAGAGACAACUGUAUGCAUGUAGUCAGAUAUAUGUUCUUCACAGAGAAAUGAAGUAAAAGUUUCAUUAGAACCUA